GGAAGCGCGCCGCGGCAGAAGCGGAAGAUGGCGGCGGCGAAGCGCAGCGUCCUCUCGUCGCUGGCGGUUUACGCCGAGGAUUCGGACCCGGAGUCGGACAGCGAGGCCGGGACGGCGGGGAGCGACGGGGGAGCGGCUACAGGAGAGAAAGGAGGGCUGGUCUCGGUGGGGUACGGAGACGACGACUUCACCCGCCUGGAUGGGGACGAGGACGGAUACGAGGAAGAGGAUGAUGAGAACAGCAGGCAGUCAGAAGAUGACGAUUCAGAGACUGAAAAACCUGAGGCUGGUGACUUAAAGGAAUUCUCAGAACUGGAGAAGAGAGACCCUCAGGAGCUAGUUGCUUCCUUUUCAGAGAGAGUACGCAACAUGUCUCCAGAUGAGAUCAAAAUCCCUCCUGAGCCUCCUGGCAGAUGUUCUAACCACUUGCAGGAUAAAAUUCAAAAGCUGUAUGAGAGGAAGAUUAAAGAAGGGAUGGACAUGAACUACAUCAUUCAGAGGAAAAAGGAGUUCCGCAACCCCAGCAUCUAUGAAAAGCUGAUCCAGUUUUGUUCAAUUGAUGAACUUGGUACAAAUUAUCCAAAGGACAUGUUUGAUCCUCAUGGCUGGUCAGAGGAUUCAUAUUAUGAGGCACUAGCUAAAGCCCAGAAGAUUGAAAUGGACAAGCUGGAGAAGGCCAAGAAGGAACGUACAAAGAUUGAGUUUGUGACUGGCACGAAAAAGGGUACAACAACAAGCGCCCCUUCUACAACCACCACAACAGCCAGUACCACUGUGGGAGAUGCCCAGAAGAGAAAGAGCAAGUGGGACUCUGCCAUCCCUGUAACAACGAUAGCUCAGCCCACCAUCCUCACCACCACUGCAACGCUGCCAGGGGUUGUCACAGUGACCACCAGUGCAAGUGGAUCCAAAACUACAGUCAUAUCAGCUGUUGGCACCAUUGUGAAAAAGGCAAAGCAGUGACUGGUGUGCUGGGCCUGGAUUUUUGGACUUAAUUGUCAUUGAAGCCAUUGUUCUCAGAAGGGAGGGGUAGCUUUCACCGUUGGUAAGAGAUGACAAGAUACUUUGAAACAGACCACAGUUCCCAGUGGAGAGAAUGGGGGCAGGAGCAGACAUGCCAGCUGUGUGCCCACAGGAAUGGACCUCUGCUGAAAAUGCCUCUGCCUUUUCUUGCUGUGAGAAGAACCAGUCUGUGUGUGCUGUGCUGGAGGAAGGUGGUAGCUGAAGUCAGCUUGUAAAAGUUUGCUUGUUGAAUUACUGCAUUAGAUUAUUCUUUCCUGCUUGCAGGUCUGAUUUAGGGUGGGUUGGAGGGGGAAAGGCAAGUAGUAAAGGAAUAUCAGUAUUACCCUUGUGUGUUCUGGAUCAUAAUCAAGGGCUGCUAGCAGCUUGGAUAUGUACCUCUGUCACAUGGCUAACUCUCCCAAAGGAAUUAAAGCAGAGAAAGUUGGUCA
Colius striatus (speckled mousebird) is the source of this 1451-nucleotide messenger RNA. RefSeq names its product SAP30 binding protein (gene SAP30BP). Lineage: Eukaryota; Metazoa; Chordata; Aves; Coliiformes; Coliidae. The transcript has 11 exons. The record is from RefSeq and is a predicted model, not a curated record. Gene Ontology annotation, cellular component: nucleus. The coding region runs from base 28 to 963 and encodes 311 amino acids. Gene Ontology annotation, biological process: regulation of DNA-templated transcription.